GUUUCUGGACAGUUGCUACUUCCCAGAAAAAUGGGGUAUAUAUUAAUGUACCAGAUAGAAGAUGCCUUCUAUCCUGUCCUUGCAGCCAUUGGAGUUCCCGUUAACCUGGUAACAAUUGUUAUACUGGCUCGAGGAAAUUGCGGUCUCUCCAAAUGUAUCAUGUGGUACCUGGUGGGGAUGGCAGUGGCUGAUCUCCUCGUGGUGAUUAUGGACCCCAUAUUGACCGUCAUCGUUGUGAUUUAUUUCCCAUAUUCCUUCCUGCGGAUUACUCCCGUUUGCACUCUAGUUUUAUUCUUUGGAUUUGCAGUCACAGUUGUUUCUGUUUGGCUGACAGUUGCUUUCACCUUUGACCGAUUCGUGAUGAUUUGUUGCGAGAAGAUGAAAACAAAAUACUGCACGGAGAAAACAGCAGCUGUAGUUGUUGGAGUCGUGGGUGUGCUGGGAAUUUUGGAGGCCCUUCCCUGGUACUUUACAAUUGGACCACAAUACAUGGUUGACAAUGUUCCCAUGUCUUGUGCCAAUAAACCAAGCUUUUUUACUUCUACUGCAUGGGGAGCAUAUCAGUUGUUUCACUUUAUUUUUAGCCCAGUAGUUCCCUUCUUUCUAAUUUUGCUACUCAAUAUUCUUACGGUCAGACAUAUCUUGGUAGCUAGUCGUGCCCGUAGACAACUCCAAGGUUGCAAUAACAGAGAGCGUCACAAGGAUCCAGUAAUUGAGAGCCGAAGGAAAUCCAUAAUUUUACUCUUCAGUAUAUCUGGCAGUUUUGUCCUGUUAUGGGUGACCCGGGUUGUUUAUAACAUCUAUACACAGCUCGAUGGUAAUCACAGUUACUCCACUUACACUGACCCUCGGUUUAUCACAGAACGGGUGUCACUGAUGCUGCAGCUUCUCAGCUCCUGCACCAAUACAUGCAUUUAUGCUGUGACCCAAACAAAAUUCAGGGAAGAGCUGAAAAACGGCGUGAAGUUCCCACUCUGUCUCAUCAUGAAUUUGUGUAGCUCACAGAGCAGAGUGAACGGGCUUCGACCCAGUUAAAUCCCAUUCCCUCUCUGGGCUAUUACAAAGCAAGGAUCAAACUAAGUCCAACAGUAAUCCUUUCUGUUCUUGUUAUCAAAAAUGCCAUGUCUGUGUGGAAGCCUGCUGAUUCAUCUCCGCAAGCCCUCUCGCAAUCCUGAAGUUGAUGCAGCAGGUGUUUGACUGCUGUAGCCUCACCAAAAGCUC
Stegostoma tigrinum is the source of this 1221-nucleotide messenger RNA. Its product is annotated as probable G-protein coupled receptor 139. Gene Ontology annotation, molecular function: G protein-coupled receptor activity. Gene Ontology annotation, biological process: G protein-coupled receptor signaling pathway. The transcript has 2 exons. Gene Ontology annotation, cellular component: membrane. Lineage: Eukaryota; Metazoa; Chordata; Chondrichthyes; Orectolobiformes; Stegostomatidae. The coding region runs from base 31 to 1035 and encodes 334 amino acids. The record is from RefSeq and is a predicted model, not a curated record.